Molecule: messenger RNA, 4961 nt
Organism: Ornithodoros turicata
Lineage: Eukaryota; Metazoa; Arthropoda; Arachnida; Ixodida; Argasidae
Exons: 8
Coding region: 473-4228 (1251 amino acids)
Biological process (GO): regulation of DNA-templated transcription
Cellular component (GO): nucleus
Molecular function (GO): transcription coregulator activity; transcription factor binding
Source: RefSeq, a predicted model, not a curated record
AUGCUGGUCCGUCUCUGAUAUAAGCGUAUGUCACACAGGCGUCGCCUCAGAUUCCAUCGGGCGACCGACGGAUCCUCAGCCCAACUGCGGCUCUAGGAGGGGACAUCGGAAGGCAGGCCACCUAUAAUGCAUCGCGGUUAGGACAUAAGGCAUGGAAGCCCUGUCAGCCAGACGCACUCCAAGUCGCCUCAUAAGAUUGAACUGAACACGGCAACGCAAGGACAACUCGCUGAGGACGUAGCCCACCUGAACGACACCAUUGCCUUCGCCAGAGACACGGCUCAGUAGUACAGUCAUGCCUCACAACAGUGGAACAACUGACACUGGGUCGUGGCGGCGAGAGUGUGAAUUCGGGAUGAUCAGAAGUGUGCGGCAAAGUUCCUCGCGGUCUUUGCUGCCAUAGGGAUAGUCAGCAGAAGAACAGCACAGCAUAAUACAAAUCUGCCAACAAGAGCAGAAAAAGAAAGAGACGAUGGCGUCCGUUACCAGAAAUGAGUCAGAGCUGGAGCUUCGCACACUCCUUCAAGGAGCAGACCUUCUCUCCUACUACGACAAAUUCAUCGAGAUAGGUGGGGACAAUGUCAAGCAGCUUCGUGACGAUUUCCAGGAGGUGAUUCGCCUGGUAGAUAUGGCCAGAAAGCCCCUUCACGUCAAGAGAUUGAAGAAAGCACUGACACAAUGGACACCACAGCCAGUCGCAGGUACGUCCACUGCAGCAGAUGUAACAGAAGGGGAGCUUCACGAACUACUUCGACAAGCGGAUCUUAUCUCCUACCACGACAAGUUCAUGGAGAUAGGCGGCGACAGUGUGCAGCAGCUCCGGGACUUGACGGAAGAAGAGCUUCAAGAUGUCAUCAGCCUGGUAGGGAUGGCCAGGAAGCCCUUUCACGUGAAGCGGUUCAAAAAAGCAUUGGAGCAUUGGGCACACCAUGCAGGGACACACGAUACAGACACAUCCACAUUGCCAACGCAAGGGGGCCCGUCAACAGUGGCAGAAGAUUCUCCUGAGACCGAGAGCAUCAGGUACGAGAUGCAUCUUGCCAUUGACAACAAGGACGUGGAACAAGCGCGAAGGUGUCUGCAGGAAGAACGGCGACUAAAAGUGUGGCUCCAUCCAAGUGAGAAAGAGUCAGCCAUGUAUCGAGCGGUGACGAAAAACGCAUUUAAAAUCUAUGGCCUUCUGCUGUCACAGAAAUGUGACUUCAAGACGUACACCCCCAGUGAUUUUGAAAAUGAACGUGAUUGCCUCUCGCGCAUGAAUCCUCUGGAAAAGUACGAACUAGCGCGGCAAAAUGACUUUGUAACCACAUACGAAACAAACUACAUCUGUGCGCUCAAGAGUAGAUCCACCAGCCAAGCCGAAUGCGCUGGAUUUGAGGAAAUUCUGGAUAACUUGUACAAUGUUCUCGAUACUAGCGAUUUACUCAAGCCCGUGUUGAAACUCGCUUCAAUGGCGCCAUAUUUGAGCAUUCGCUUCGACUUUGACCAAGAGCACAUCCAGUGCAUGGUGGGCGGCGGCCGAACUACCUUGGGCAUAACUUACCUCGAAAAACAAAGAGUCUUUGUGGGAUCCAAGGGACUUGAUGGAGAAAGAACAGAUACAACCGAACGUCGCACCAAUGAAGUGGCAGGGACUCUCGUCCAUGAGCUAUGUCAUGUGGCCCUUUUUCUUGUAUACGGAAAUGAUGGAAAGCCGUACCACAGCACUGAUGAACUAACAAGAGACCAUUACGCAGGUAUCCUCGAGGAUGUCAGAUAUAGAAAGGACGAAUUAGAUGAAAUCUUAAAAUUGGCAUUUCAAGGCAAAGACGAAGCAGAACUAAUUGUGCGAAUACCCCAUAUUCUCGCUCUUUAUCCUGCUGAAGGCAAAACAAUUCUGCAGCAACAAGUCCCGGGUCUCUACCAGUUCUUCAAGGAAAAGGUCGUCCAAGAUAUGAAACAGUGCAUACAAAAUGGCUGUCCCAUAAAGGACAUCGAGAUCAUCAAGGAAGAAAAUGGCAAAUUAGGGAGGGCGUCCUCCACAGAGGAACUUGGAAUAGAAUUUCUAAACAUGCCUGAUGAGCCUAUUCUGCGACGUGAGUCAGCUAUUAUCCUGGUAGCAUCACACUUAACAUUCCUCGAAGCAAUGAUCAACGACCUGGUGAGGUCAGCUGGAGUUUCGUAUCUGUUUCUCGAGACAUCGCAGUGGAAGGAGAGAACGGAGAGCAUCCUCAUCGAAAACAAGUGCAGCUUCUUGCUUUUAUCGUAUGAAGGCAAAGGUGACCUCAAGAAUGUUCUAAAUUUCUCGAAAGUGUUGCAUGAUGUCACCGGCAUGAAGCUAAUUCUGCUAACGUCAAAGGACAACCUUCAGCAUUGUCUCGAAAGAAUUAAAGAGAGUACGUUAUGUGGCAUCAAAAUUUACCAGGACACCGAACACAGAGCUUCUUUUGAGAACGUCACAACCAAGUGCAAGAAUAACAUUAUCAAGAAGUCACGGAUUGCUCUUCAGUCUUCCGACGAGACGUCUUUUAUUAAAGACAUCCUCAACACCGAUAGUUUUUCGAAAAUUUGCCAGGAGGAGACGUUUCUGACACUGUGCAGAAAAGGAGUACUAUAUAUUGGACCUGAACUGAAGGAACUUCAGGAGGACGUAAGCGAGUGCUACAUUAACCAAAAGUGCGAUAGGUCCAUUGAAGUCGACUUGAAGAAACUUGGAGAGCGUAGUAAAGACGACGCUUUCGCUUUUAUCGGGUGUUCGAUGGAAACACUCCAGUCAUCUCUGCCUGAAGGUCUUGCUGUGAAAAAAAUGGGCAUCUUCGACUGUUUCGAGAAAAUUGUCCUCCUGGAGAAGGAGCGUGACUACGGUCGCCUUGUCGCAACUGAACACUACAAGGGGAAGACAGUUCACCUUCUUGAAUUCUGUGAAGGACGUUACAUGUGGAAAAAAUCAAAUGGUGCCCUAAGUCACCUUCCUAUGAUCGGGAAAGAAAUUUACUCCUCGAAUGACCUCCUUGAAGUAAGUCAGAAAAUCGUCGUUGUCUCGGGAGACCCUGGUACGGGAAAAACUGUGCUCGCAACGCGGCUCUGCACUCAAAUCAAGAAAGAAGACAAGAAAGCAUGGGUACUUUACGUAAGCGAUUACCCGAAGAGGCAAGAAGCGAUGGAAUUGCUUGAUCAAGAAACUGGUUGCAUAAAUAUCAAGCAGUUCGCGAAGUUAUGCCGUGUGAAGACAAGUGGAGAAGAGUUUGAACUGCUUCGUCAAAGUGUCACUAUGGGAAGUCCGUUUAACGUGUACGUGAUUUUCGAUGCCUUUGAGGAAAUUCAGGAUAGCAGCCGGAAAGAGGUGCUACAGUUUGUAAAUGUUUUCGUGGAAAGAAAUCUAUCCAAGUGCCCUGAGGAACUUCCCUUCCUACAAUCUAAGGUAUUGAUCUUCACACGCACUAUCUUCAGAGAUUCGGUUGAAGGUCAAAUGCACGUGGUAGCUUUUCAAAUGGUUUCGUUCUCCGAUGAAGAUCAAGCGCGAUUUCAGGAGAAAUAUAAGCAAUAUUUUGACUAUAUGCAAUCAUCUCCACCAAACACAAAGCCCGAUGAGAAGCCAUUCGAAGCCAUUCUUCGCGACGUUAAGAACAGGGAUAGCACCCUUCUAGGAAAUCCGCUUUUUCUACGAAUGACAACAGAAAUGAAGCUAAGAACAGCUUGCGACUCCGAUUACACUGAUUUGGUGCAACGUAUGGACAGCCCCUGCAACUGCUCUUCCCUGUUAUCCGUGUAUAGGCCGUUUGUUCAGUACGCAUACCUUCGAUAUCGCAAGGAAAAAAAGAAUGAGGAUAUAGGAAGAGCCGCGAACGAAGAUGAUGACGAAAAGCUGCAGCGGAUAUUUUUCAGAGACCAUGGUCUCCUGGCACUGAAAGCUGUUCUCUCGGAGGACGACCUGCAGAAACUGCUAAGCAAAAGUGAACUUGGUGACUUGGAAGCCGGUGGACAACUGAUGAUGGAAGUCGAGCGCAACAGACUAAAACACGGUCUAGUACAAGGACUGAGCAACGGCGUCCCUCGUUUUGUGCAUCACAGCUUCGCCGAGUUUCUUGGAGCCAAUUUGCUCUUCCAGAAGGUAAAAGAGGGAAAAGACAGUGAUACGAAACGUAUCGUCUCUAGGUUGUACGCAGAAUCUAGCUAUUUGGGCAUGUUGACUUUUUUUCGAUGGUUUAGCUACAGAGCGACACGCAGUACACAGCAGUAUUAUGAAUAACGACCUAGAGAGCUUUAAAGAAGCUCUAGAAAAUGGUUGCUCUCUAGACGGCCUCGAAAGAACGCCUCUGCACGUCGCGGCGCUGCACGUCGCGGCGCUGCACGCUGGUCGCGCUAUCUUAAAGUAUAUUCCCGUUAAUGAAGCGCUGGCACAGAAAGAUUUGAUAGGUAUGACACCUCUCAUGUACGCUGACAAGAUUCAAUCCUGGGGCAGAUUAGACGCCUUCUGCGCUCGUGGUGGCGGUUUUCCUCUCAAUUGGUUUGAACAACUACCGACGGUGCUCGCGAACCUCACCUCUCAACGAGGUCUUAAUAGUUUCUUUUUAUGCGACGUCGUUGACGCGCGGCGUAAGGGACUAUUAUCUGUGCUGCUUAGAGAGUUUUGCAAAAUUAAGAUAUAUUCCAGUGGCAUCUGCAUUGAGAGUGCACCACGAUACUUCAUGGACCCCGACCAGGACGUGAUACAUACCCCUGUAGAUAUUGACGAUAUUAAUAUUGACGGUUUCUUUACGCCCUUAUAUAUCAGUAUCAUUAAUGACGAACUUGAUAUUUUCCAGAUGCUUCUUCCUUAUUCCUCACUAAACUUUAGUGAUAUGCUUGGCAAAACAGCGCCCGGUGAAUGCGUUGCCGACGGUCGUACGGACAUGCUGAAGCAUCUACUCCCUUUAACACCUGUAUUACAGUACCGCGAUGUAUGUCCGAGUAAACCUGACAUUGUAGACGUUCUACUCCCA